Molecule: messenger RNA, 1852 nt
Organism: Olea europaea var. sylvestris
Lineage: Eukaryota; Viridiplantae; Streptophyta; Magnoliopsida; Lamiales; Oleaceae
Product: pentatricopeptide repeat-containing protein At3g49170, chloroplastic-like
Exons: 2
Coding region: 1-1779 (592 amino acids)
Biological process (GO): RNA modification
Molecular function (GO): protein binding; RNA binding
Source: RefSeq, a predicted model, not a curated record
AUGCUAGCGGAAUCUGUAGCUUCACUUCUGCACCACUGCGCCAAAACAAGGGGCUUUCGACAUGGAAUUUCGCUUCACGCUACUGCAAUCAAAGCAGGCAUACAAUCAGAAGUUUAUAUUGGCAAUCACAUACUCAAUUUUUAUGCAAAAUGUGGCCACAUUGAUUCAGCCUACUCAGUGUUCGACGAAAUGUCCCAUAAAAAUUUGAUUACGUGGUCUGCCAUGAUAUCGGGUUCUGACCAAGCCAGAAAAUCCCACUCUACUCUUGAGCUUUAUUUACAAAUGCAAAAGUAUCAUAAGCCGAAUGAUUUUAUUUUUGCCAGUGCUCUUAGUUCUUGUGCUGCCCUUAAGGAAUUAAAGCUUGGGCAGCAAAUUCAUGCACAGGUAGUAAAAUUAGGUUAUCAAUUUGUUUGUUUUGCUGUUAAUUCACUUAUCUUGAUGUACAUGAAAUGUGGCAUGUGUAGCAAUGCCUUGUCCAUAUUUAGUGAUUGUAGUAUUUCUGGAUUCUUGAGUUUUGUUUCUUAUAAUGUAGCUAUUACUGGGGCUAUGGAAAAUGAGCGAGCAGAGAAAGGGUUUGAGAUAUUUAAGCUCAUGGGUCGACAGGGUCUUGUUCCAGAUUGUUUUACUUUUGCAGGAUUACUGGGGGGUAGUGAACCUACUUACGAUUUGUCAGUUGGAAUGCAAUUACAUUGUCAAAUGGUAAAGCUCGGGCUUGAUUAUACGAAUUUUACUGGAAACACUUUGAUUGCCAUGUACUCAAAAUUUCAUCUUAUUGAAGAAGCAGAAAUGGUGUUUAGGCUGAUUAGGGGGAGAGAUGUUAUUUCGUGGAAUACUCUUCUUAGUGCUUGUUGUCAUUGCGAUGAUGAAUCUAAAUCUUUAAGUAUUUUUGGGGAGAUGUUGAUGGACACAAAUGUGAAGGCCGAUGAUUUUACUUAUGCGAGUGUGCUUUCUGCAGCUGCCGGUCUGGCUUCCAUGCGUCAUGGAAUGGAGAUUCAUGCUCAUUUAAUUAGGACGAGGUCAGAGUGGGAUCUGGGUGUUGCUAAUGCACUUGUGAACAUGUAUUCUAAGAGUGGCUGCAUUGGCUAUGCGUACACAGUUUUUGACCGAACAAAGUACCAUAAUCUUGUCUCUUGGAAUACCAUUAUUGCUGGAUUUGCAAAUCAUGGGCUUGCAGGAAGGGCGAUGGAAUUGUAUGAGGAGAUGAGGGGGGAGGGGUUGAAGCCCGAUUCUGUUACAUUUCUUGGACUUCUAAUAGCUUGCAAUCAUUCAGGACUUGCAAAUGAGGGCCAAUAUUUCUUUAAUUCCAUGACUCAAGUUUAUGAGAUCACACCUGAUAUUGAGCACUUCUGCUGCCUCGUUGAUUUACUAGGACGAGCUGGGAGGGUGAAAGAAGCUUUAGACUACAUGUCUAGAUUUCCAUUUGGGGAUGAUCCAAUUGUUUUGGGCUGUUUACUUUCGGCAUGUCGACUGCAUGGAGAUGUUAUAGCUGGGGAACAACUGGCUAGAAGGCUUCUAAAACUUCAGCCCGUUACCACUUCACCUUAUGUUUUGUUGGCAAACUUAUAUGCUUCAAAUGGCAAGUGGGACAAUGUUGCUAUGGCAAGAAAAUUGCUGCAGGGUAGCAGAUUGAAGAAGGAACCUGGCCAUAGUCUGAUUGAAGUUAAGGGAUCAGUCGAAAUGUUUAUGGUAGGUGAUUUUUCUCAUUCGAGGAUUGAGGAGAUAGUCAAUCUACUCUGCACCUUGGAUUGGACAGGAGAGGAAAAUCUAUUGACUUAUUGAUAAUAGUAACACAAGAAAUGUAUAUAUGUUACGAUUCUUUAUGUAUGCUGAGAUUUUGUAACUUGGUUUUCAA